AUGCAACUCUGGCUUGUUGUCACCGGCCUAGCAGCCCUUCUCGCCGCUGCAAUCCACAGGUACCUCAUACAGCCGUUACUACGAUCACCAUUGAAGACGAUACCACUCGCCCAUCCUCUUUGUGGCGUCACCCACCUCUACUUCCAAUAUCUGGCCAAGCAAGGACGCGAGCUUAAUGCUCUCCACGCCGCACACAAACGUUAUGGCCCAAUAGUCGGAACAGCACCCAACGAAGUCAGCGUCAUCUCACUAGAAGGCUUGCGUCAAAUCUACACAAGCUGCACCAAGACCGACUUUUACCAUGUAUUUGCCAACUUCAACACCCCGAACAUGGUCUCCAUGCUCGACCACAAGUCUCAUUCAGCCCAGAAAAAGAUCUUAUCCGGAAUCUACUCGAAGUCUUACCUCCAGCAUUCGGAGGAUGUGGCGAGGAUCUCGAAGAUUGUAAUUUGCGCUAGACUACUGCCGCUUUUGGAACAUCUUGUGGGACAGGGCAGAUCGGCUAAUGUGUAUCGCCUGAUGCAGUUUGUGGGGAUUGAUUUUCAGACUGCGUUCCAAUUUGGGGUGGAGAGGUCUACGAGACUGGUUGAGUAUCAUGGGCAUGAGGGGGUACAUUACAGCACGAAAGAUGUAUCAGUGCCUUACGACACGAAUGAUCCUCGUGAUCAUGACCUCCUCCCGGAAGACGAAAUCCUCGAAAUGUGCAAAGCCACCCUCUCAUCACAGCACAAGGACGAGUCCAAUACAACGGACCCCAUCGUCUUUGAAAAACUCUACUCCUCUCUUAAAGACCAGGACAGCCUUGGCAAAGACUCCUCAAACGACCACGACGAAAAUACCAUCCUCCGCACCGCCUCCGAGCUGCGUGAUCACAUAAUCGCCGCUCAAGAAACCACAGCAAUAACUCUAACCUAUACCCUCUACCACCUCUCGCAACGCCCAGACCUUCAGAGCGCCCUCCGCCACGAACUCUCGACUCUUGCACCGGGAGUUCAUCCUUCCCCCCCAGACCUGGACUCCCCCCCCCCCUCCUCCACGCUGUCUUGA
This is a messenger RNA of Fulvia fulva, 1047 nucleotides long. RefSeq names its product Cytochrome P450 monooxygenase FGM1. The record is from RefSeq and is a predicted model, not a curated record. The transcript has a single exon. Gene Ontology annotation, molecular function: monooxygenase activity; iron ion binding; oxidoreductase activity, acting on paired donors, with incorporation or reduction of molecular oxygen. Lineage: Eukaryota; Fungi; Ascomycota; Dothideomycetes; Mycosphaerellales; Mycosphaerellaceae. The coding region runs from base 1 to 1047 and encodes 348 amino acids.